Archocentrus centrarchus (flier cichlid) is the source of this 1519-nucleotide messenger RNA. RefSeq names its product neuronal differentiation 6a (gene neurod6a). The transcript has 3 exons. The record is from RefSeq and is a predicted model, not a curated record. Gene Ontology annotation, cellular component: nucleus. Bases 374 to 1312 code for a protein of 312 amino acids. Gene Ontology annotation, biological process: positive regulation of transcription by RNA polymerase II; sensory organ development; axon development. NCBI's taxonomy places the organism in Eukaryota, Metazoa, Chordata, Actinopteri, Cichliformes, Cichlidae. Gene Ontology annotation, molecular function: DNA-binding transcription factor activity, RNA polymerase II-specific; E-box binding; protein dimerization activity.
AGCCACCGUUCAUCCCUUACUCUGACACAACAAUCCAGUGACAACCGAGAGGCUCCUUCAGCCUUAAAUAGCCCAUUUUGAUCAGCAUACACGAGGAACAGCAGAUGGCAUCAAUGUCUGUAAGGCUGGAAUAAGAAGAAGAAGAAGAAGAUGGGAGAGGAGAGGAAGGAGGGAGGAGGAGAACUGGCAUUUGCUAUUCAAUGCCUGUCUGGAUAUUUGGAAGCUUCAGGAAGAUGCCGUCAGGAAUUUAAUGCUAGAACUGGGUGAGAUGUUCAUCAGUCUGCCAGGUAGACUUUAAAAUGGGCCAUUAUUUAUCUGAGGCUGACUACGUUAUUGAAAAAGAAUAAUUGCCUACUAAUAAAAACAGGGCAGCAUGCUGACUUUGCCAUUUGAUGAGCAGUCCUCCAAUCAAACCAGCAGUCCAUUCAGGACAGGCUGGACCUCUAACCAGUUAGUCAAACUGAUUAAGCCAGAGAUCGACAGUGUCCAAGAAGAAAGGCUUGAGUCCAGGAGAGAAGAUGGAUUCAGGGAUGGUGAAGUGGGAGAGAAAGAAAUUGAAGCAGGAGAUGUGGCUUAUCUGAAAAGAAGGGGUUCUCAAAAAAAGAAGCUGAGCCACUCUCGCCUGGACCGGGUUCGACUGCGGCGCAUCGAAGCUAAUGCACGGGAAAGAAACCGCAUGCAUGGACUGAACAAUGCGCUGGACAGCCUGAGAAAAGUGGUUCCUUGUUAUUCCAAGACGCAGAAGCUGUCCAAAAUAGAAACCCUCCGUUUGGCCAAGAACUACAUCUGGGCUCUUAGUGAGAUCCUGAGCACCGGCAAAAGGCCGGACUUGUUCGCAUUCGUUCAGACUCUGUGUAAGGGUCUUUCUCAGCCCACUACCAAUCUUGUGGCUGGCUGUCUCCAGCUGAAGGCCCAUAGCUUCAUCUCUGAACCUGGCGGGGAAUCGUUAUCCCUGUACUCAGCCUAUCAUCAUCACCCUGGACCCGAGGCUGUGGGCUCCAGCUCGGCGGGCAUCAGUAGGUCUCUGCGGCCCUUUGGCUCUUUUUGUGGCCCUUUUGAGUUUCUAAAUGACAGUCCCUCUCCAGAUGGCUCUAGUUCUUUGGAUACAGGGACUCUCAGCCCACCCAUCAACUUCAACAGGAUUUUCUCCCUCAAACACGAGGAACCGAUUGACUACCAGAGUUGUCACUACGGUCUGCGCUACUGCUCCAUCAGUCAGGGCUCCAGCACAGACCUCGGUCCCUAUGACAUCCAGCUCCGGGGACAGUUUUACCAGAUGCAGGAGGAAUUAAACAAGCCUUUCCAUAAUUAAUCAACAACAUAUAAAUGGAUGUGUUUUAAGAAGUUUGGUAGUCCUUCAGGGCUUGCUGAGCACAUGAUGAAAAAGCAGUAAGUCAUCUUAUUUGAAAAUGUAAUUGUUCGGGGAGUAUGUAUUGUGGAAGAAUGCUGCAGCCUCAAAUGACAACACAUAAUGCGGUAGACACACACACACACACACACACACACACACUGCAAUACA